GCUCAGUCGGGACCCGGCAGUGGGCGCUAUGGCGGGGAUGGCUCUCCGGGUCGCGGGCCGGCAGCUCAGCCAGAGCGCGAGGUCUGGCGCCCCCAUCCUCCUGCGGCAGAUGUUUGAGCCCAAGAGCUGCACCUACACGUACCUGCUGGGUGACAGGGAGUCCCGAGAGGCCAUUCUGAUCGACCCGGUUCUGGAGACAGCGGAUCGGGAUGCGAAGCUGGUGAAGGAGCUGGGGCUGCGGCUGCUUUAUGCUGUGAAUACCCACUGCCAUGCGGACCACAUUACUGGCUCAGGGCUGCUCCGGUCCCUACUCCCAGGCUGCCAGUCUGUCAUCUCCCGCCUUAGUGGGGCCCAGGCCGAUCUGCACAUUGAGGAUGGAGACUUAAUCCGAUUCGGGAGCUUUGCCUUGGAGGCACGGGCCAGCCCUGGCCACACCCCAGGCUGUGUCACCUUCGUCCUGAAUGACCACAGCAUGGCCUUCACUGGAGAUGCCCUACUCAUCCGAGGGUGUGGGCGGACGGACUUCCAGCAAGGCUGUGCUAAGACUUUGUACAACUCAGUCCACGAAAAGAUCUUCACACUUCCAGGCGACUGUCUGAUCUACCCUGCUCAUGAUUACCAUGGGCUCACAGUGUCCACGGUGGAAGAGGAGCGGACUCUGAACCCUCGGCUUACGCUCAGCUGUGAGGAGUUUAUCAAGGUCAUGGACAAUCUGAACUUGCCCAAGCCUCAGCAGAUAGACGUUGCUGUUCCAGCCAACAUGCGCUGUGGGGUCCAGACCCCCCCCUGCUGACGCUCCUCUCUGUCAGGUGCUCAUAUCCGUUAUGGUAGGGUGAGGGGAGAGGUGUCACUUCCCCCACUCUCCUCUCUACCCUUCAUCACCACUUCGAGCUUCUUAAAUAAACUUUUUUUUUGGCUGUGAAUCUGACUACUGCCUGUUUUUCU
This is a messenger RNA of Trichechus manatus latirostris (Florida manatee), 945 nucleotides long. RefSeq names its product ETHE1 persulfide dioxygenase (gene ETHE1). Gene Ontology annotation, cellular component: mitochondrion. The record is from RefSeq and is a predicted model, not a curated record. The transcript has 7 exons. The coding region runs from base 29 to 793 and encodes 254 amino acids. NCBI's taxonomy places the organism in Eukaryota, Metazoa, Chordata, Mammalia, Sirenia, Trichechidae. Gene Ontology annotation, molecular function: sulfur dioxygenase activity. Gene Ontology annotation, biological process: glutathione metabolic process; hydrogen sulfide metabolic process.